Molecule: messenger RNA, 270 nt
Organism: Suncus etruscus (white-toothed pygmy shrew)
Lineage: Eukaryota; Metazoa; Chordata; Mammalia; Eulipotyphla; Soricidae
Product: guanine nucleotide-binding protein G(I)/G(S)/G(O) subunit gamma-10-like
Exons: 2
Coding region: 1-270 (89 amino acids)
Biological process (GO): G protein-coupled receptor signaling pathway
Cellular component (GO): heterotrimeric G-protein complex
Molecular function (GO): G-protein beta-subunit binding
Source: RefSeq, a predicted model, not a curated record
AUGAAUUUACUUAGCUUAAAAUCGCUCCUGGCGGCCCAGAGGGAGCUUCAGAGCCGCCAUGUCUUCCGGGGUGCCAGUGUGAGCACCCUGCAGCGCCUGGUGGAGCAGCUCAAGCUCCAGGAAGCCUUGGAAAGAAUCAAGGUCUCCCAGGCUGCCAUAGAGCUUCAACAGUACCGCAUGCAGAACGCUUGCAAGGAUGCCCUGCUAAUCGGUGUUCCAACUGGAAGUUGGAACCCCUUCCAGGAGCCCAGAUCCUGUCCUUUACUCUGA